Messenger RNA from Beta vulgaris subsp. vulgaris (sugar beet), 2656 nucleotides. Its product is annotated as sister chromatid cohesion protein SCC4. The coding region runs from base 263 to 2431 and encodes 722 amino acids. Gene Ontology annotation, biological process: mitotic sister chromatid cohesion; maintenance of mitotic sister chromatid cohesion. The record is from RefSeq and is a predicted model, not a curated record. Lineage: Eukaryota; Viridiplantae; Streptophyta; Magnoliopsida; Caryophyllales; Amaranthaceae. Gene Ontology annotation, molecular function: protein binding; double-stranded DNA binding. Gene Ontology annotation, cellular component: chromatin; SMC loading complex. The transcript is spliced from 13 exons.
GUAUUUUUUUUCUAGUCUUUAAAAAAAACUAAAAAAUAAAAAAUAAACGAGCCCUAAAUUUUUGUUCAAGAUGUUUCUUAAAAAAAAAAAGAAAAAAAAAAGAGUAAAGACCUCUAUGCAAAUUUGGCAUUCCUGAACUUCAUAACUGUAACUUGUGGGAAUGCUACAUGAGGAUCCAAUUCAAAUCUCAAAGUGAAAAUUUCUUGGUCUUAAAACAGUGAAGUCUAUAAAGUGCUGCAAUUGAAGAAAAACUAAAACUUCCAUGGAUGCAUUAGCAGAAGGAUUAUGGGGAUUAGCAGAUUACCACGUACAAAAAGGGGAAAUAUCAAAGUCAAUUAAAUGUUUAGAAGCAAUUUGUCAGAGUCCAGUUUCAUUUCUUCCAAUUAUUGAAGUCAAAACUCGCCUUCGAAUCGCCACACUUUUGUUGCGCCACUCUCAUAAUGUCAACCAUGCCAAAGCUCACCUUGAACGUUCUCAAUUGUUAUUGAAGUCGAUUCCGUCUUGUUUCGAAUUGAAAUGUAGAGCUUGUAGUUUGCUUAGCCAAUGUUAUCAUCUGGUUGGAGCUAUUCCUUCACAGAAGCAGAUUUUGAACAAGGGUUUAGAGCUCACAAGGUCACUCGGCGACGGAUUUGCAGCAAAGUUAUGGUACUGCAAUUUCAUUUCACAGCUUUCGACGGCUUUAAUAAUUGAAGGGGACUAUCAGAAUUCCCUUGCUACUCUUGAACAAGGACACAAUUGUGCUGCUGAAAUAUGUUAUCCAGAAAUGCAGAUGUUUUUUGCGACUUCGAUAUUCCAUGUACACCUGAUGCAGUGGGAUGAUGUGAACUUGGUGGAGCGGGCUCUUACAAAAUGCGAUGAGGUGUGGGAGUCCUUUGAGUUGAAUAAGAGACAGCAAUGUCUUGGUCUGCUCUUUUAUAAUGAGUUGCUACACCUUUUCUAUCGGUUUCGCAUAUGCGACUACAAGAAUAUUGCUCAACAUGUUGACAAGCUUGAUGCUGCUAUGAAGGCUGACAUGCAGCAAACAGAACAUGUUCAUGAGCUGACCAGUGAACUAAAAAAAUUGAAUGAAACUCUCUCUGAUCCUGCUAUGAAGCAGAGAGAUUGCUCAAUGCUGAUUGAGAAACGUGCUCAGCUUCAGCAGCAGCUCAGGACUAUAACCAAUUCAAGUCUCAGUCCCCAAGGCUAUGCUGAUCCUGCAAGUGUUGAAUAUGAGAGGAGGCCUUCUGCUGACAAGCUUGAGCUGGCACCAUAUCCCAUUGAUGGGGAGUGGUUGCCCAAGAGUGCAGUUUAUGCUUUGGUGGACCUUAUGGUCGUUAUUUUUGGGCGCCCAAAAGGACAGUUCAAGGAGUGUGCAAAGCGGAUUCGAUCUGGAAUACAGGUUAUCCAAGUGGAAUUAUCAAGGCUGGGAAUUACUGAUGGUGUGAGAGAAGUAGAUCUACAGCAUUCUGCCAUUUGGAUGGCUGGUGUAUAUCUAAUGCUUCUGAUGCAGUUCCUCGAAAAUAAGGUAGCAGUGGAUCUCACACGAGCUGAUUUUGUAGAGGCUCAAGAGGCAUUGGUGCAGAUGAGAAAUUGGUACAUCCGUUUUCCUACAAUCUUACAGGCUUGUGAAAGCAUUAUUGAGAUGUUAAGAGGACAAUAUGCUCACUCGAUUGGCUGCUUCGAUGAGGCAGCUUUCCAUUUUGUUGAAGCAGCAAAGUUGACAGAGAGUAAGUCAGUCCAAGCUAUGUGUCAAGUUUAUGCAGCUGUCUCAUACAUAUGUAUUGGAGACGCAGAAUCUAUUUCACGGGCUCUUGAUCUGAUAGGGCCGGUCUACAGGGUGAUGGAUUCUUUCAUUGGAGUCCGAGAGAAAACAAGUGUUCUUUUUGGUUAUGGUCUUCUGCUGAUGAAGCAGAACAACCUUCAGGAUGCACGUAUACGUCUGGCCAGUGGAUUGCAAAUAACACACAGUUUUCUCGGUAAUCUUCAACUGGUUUCACAGUAUCUAACAGUACUUGGGAGUUUGGCACUUGCUCUUCACGACACUGUGCAAGCUAGAGAAAUUUUGAGGUCUGCCUUGACAUUGGCGAAGAAACUCAAUGAUGUCCCUACACAGAUCUGGGUACUAUCAGUUAUGUCAGAACUGUAUCAGGAGCUCGGAGAGAGGGGAAAUGAAAUGGAGAAUACAGAGUACCAAAGAAAGAAGAUAGAUGAUCUGUAUAAACGACUUGGAGAUGCUUUUUCAUCGAUUUAUCAUGUUGAGCUAAUUAACAAAGAGAAAAUUGAAGUUCAGCAAUUGCAUGAAUCUGAUAGUAAACGUGCUAUCGCAAGUUCAUCUAUGGCUGUUGAUCUUGAUAUCCCUGAAUCUAUUGGUCUGACCGCAUCAAUGCCUGCAAGUUCGUCCUCAAGGCUUGUGGAUUUAGAUCCUGGAAGACGCGGGAAGAGGAAGAUUUAGCUCAAAAAUGUAUAUAUAUUGGUGAUUGUAAAAAGUUAUCCCUGUAUCUAGUUAUAUUUACAUAGAAUGUAGCUGGGCUUUUGUUAUAAAAUUAUGUAGAACUAUAGAACUAUGCAUUAGAAAUUCUAUCUUCCAGUCUUUUUUUGUAAUUUAAAUGUAUAUUUACAACUUUUGAAGUUAAAGAAUAUUCUUUCUUGCUGUUGAAGUUAGAAUAUUUAAAUCUCA